This is a messenger RNA of Trichoplusia ni (cabbage looper), 3050 nucleotides long. RefSeq names its product hypoxia up-regulated protein 1-like (gene Grp170). Gene Ontology annotation, biological process: cellular response to hypoxia; negative regulation of hypoxia-induced intrinsic apoptotic signaling pathway; endoplasmic reticulum unfolded protein response. The transcript has 2 exons. Gene Ontology annotation, cellular component: endoplasmic reticulum chaperone complex. The record is from RefSeq and is a predicted model, not a curated record. The annotation marks the transcript as partial. NCBI's taxonomy places the organism in Eukaryota, Metazoa, Arthropoda, Insecta, Lepidoptera, Noctuidae.
UAUCACACCUUUUCUGUUCGCAGGGCGGCAUCUCUGGCAACAGGCUACAAGGUGGCACCCCUAAACGUACGCGACGCUGUUCUCUUACCUAUCCAAGUCACUUUUACACGAAACAUUGACGGCAACGAGAAGCUGAUCAAGAGGACAUUGUUCGGCCCCAUGAAUCCCUACCCACAGAAGAAGGUAAUCACUUUCAAUAAACACACCGACGACUUCGGCUUCCACGUCAACUAUGCUGAGCUAGACCACAUUCCUUCCAAUGAAAUCGCGUUCAUCGGAUCCGUGAACCUUAGCCAAGUUCUGUUGAACGGAGUUGGUGCAGCCUUAGCUAAGCACACUGGCGAAAACAUUGAACACAAGGGAAUCAAGGCGCACUUUAACAUGGACGACUCUGGUCUUCUAAACUUGGUUAAUGUGGAAUUUGUUGCUGAGAAAACUGUAACAGAUGAGGAUGAUGACAAAGACAGCACCUUGUCUAAGAUCGGAAGCACGAUAAGCAAACUCUUUGGAUCAGAUGCUGAAACUCCAGAAAAGGUAGAAGAAAAACCUGAAGAACAACCCCAAGAUGGUGAAGCUAAAAAUGAAACAAAGAAGAUAAAUGAGACGGAAACAGAUAAGCAGAAUGCUACUGAACCCGAGGUCAAACCCAAGCCAAAGAUAGUCGUUCUUAAAGAGCCUGUCAAGUCUGAGGAACAACACAUAAACUUGCAACCUCUUUCACCAGAACAGUUCAAAACUUCCAAAGCGAAGAUAGCAGAGCUGAACUUGGUUGAUAAAAAACGAGUUGAGCGAGAAACUGCGCUUAACAACUUGGAGGCUUACGUCGUAGAUGUACAAAUGAAGUUGGAUAUGGAUGAGUAUGCCGAAUGCGGAACUCAAGAACAGAUCGAUGAGAUAAAGAAACUUUGCACUGAGACAUCCGAAUGGUUAUACGAAGAUGGUUAUGAGGCGGCCACAGACUUGUUUGAGGCUAAGUUAGCUGCCAUCAAGGAUAAAACUAACCCAAUAUUCUACAAUUUUUGGGAACAUAGGGAGAGGCCCGAUGCCAUCGCCGCACUCCGCAACUUGUUAAAUAACUCAAGCGAAUUCCUUAAAGUGGCAAGAAACCUUACAAAGGACUUCAAUCCUGACAAGGAAGUGUUCACUGAUGUCGAAGUAAACGUAUUAGAGAAAAAGAUUGAUGAGACCGGGUCUUGGCUCAAGACAUCUAUCAAGGAGCAAAACGCUUUGAAAAAGAACGAAGAAGUCAAACUAACAGUGGAAAGCAUUAGAGAGAAGUUGUCAAGCUUAGACCGUGAAGUGAAGUAUAUGUUGAACAAGAUGAAAAUAUGGCGACCAAAGAAGCCGGUUAAGAAGGAAGCUGAAAACAAAACUGAAGAGCCUAUUCUUGAGCCAGAAACGGUUGAUGAGGAGGAGAAAGCUGAAGAUACGCAGGAGGAGAAGCCGGCCACAGAAAAAGCUGAGGAAACCGAGACCACUGAACCACCGCUGCAGCUUUCCGAUGGCGAAGACGAACAUUCCGAGUUAUAAUAACCGUGUCAAGUAAUUUAAUGUAUUAGAUUAAUUUAUUUUUUAUUUAAAUGACUUGUUUGUGUGGCUUGUUUGUUUUAAUAUGUGGAUCAGUAAGUUUGAUUAUAUCAAUUUAAUUGUAUAUUUUCGCAUUUAGUUCUUCCAUCCAAUUUGUAUUUAUUUGGGGUACUUUUAAAGUACUUUUAUGUUGUGGGUUGUCAAGCUGUAGUGAUCUCAAAUUAAGAGAAUUUAAUAAUAACCAGUGUUGUGCAGAAAGCGGCGACCUACUUUAAUUUAUUUAUUUGGGUAUAAUUAAGAGACGGGGUGUUAACGGAUUAAAAAAUAACUCGAUUCUUCAUAUGCUAACUAGAAUGAAACAUAACCUAAGUAGUAAUAGAAUUAAUCAUUAUGAAUGGUAGCCUUUCAAUAUGUACUAGAUCCGUAAACUUAUAUAAUAAUUAAUAAUAUAGUAAAUGAAACUCUUCGUUACCGAAAACGAACAAGCCACCGAUAUGAACUUGCUAUAUAAUCUCAAAUCAAACUGUGGCCGCCUUCAUUAUUCCAUACUCACAGAAUUUUUAAUAUUUCUUAUUGUAUUCGUUUUUUUAAAUAUUAUAUUCAUUUUUUUUUUACAAAAGAGCGGCUUCUCUCUAAGUUUAGCAGUGGCCCCAGUAGUAGCGGACGCGAGAGUGUAAUGUAUUUAUAAUCGUACCUAAACUUUAUGUGAUAUAUUAAAGGCUAUAAGUUUGUGUGAGGAUUAUACUGUUUUUCUACUACAGACACAGUGUAAGCACAAAUUGUACCGGAGCAGAUUAAUCUGUUAUCCUUGAAUGAAUUUGUUAUUUUCUAAGUGAUUUGUGUGUUAACGUACGAAUUUAUUCAUCUUAUUAGUUUGAUCCACUGAUAUACGUGAGAUUUCCGAUGUUAGCCUUCCUAGUUAUAUAUUAACUGUGUAGAAUAAAUGUAUGGUGGUGCGGACUAAUAAUUAUAAAAAAAACUUGAUCAUAAUAUGCGACAUCACAACACCCGAAUGCUUGAAAGUAGUUAAUUUUCUGAAACCUAUGUGUCAAAUAAAGGGACCUAAGUAGUUAUUUACAAUACAAACAGAGGCUAGGAAUUACUCUCUUUUCUCAUGACUUAUUCAUGAUUAUGUAGGAUGCGUCCGUACCGUCGCGAGUGCCUGCGAUACACAGAGCAGUAAACUAAUGGAGAUAUGGAAAGGUCUAUAAUGAAUGAAUUUGAAAACAUCUGUCGGAAAACUAAUAAAAGAGCAAUUUUUAUUACGAAAAAUCAAUCGCUGUUCGUAAGUUUGGCUGUACGCGGUCAUUGUUCAACAAUAUCUAUAAAGUAACGCACAUUAAAGUUAUUCCUUUGCAGUAAACGAUGAACACUCCAUUAUUUUACUAGUCUGUAUUACGAACCAAUUUGAUGUGUCCGUAGAAGUGAAACAGUGUGCGGACUCAGGUCUUACACUUGUAUUGUUUUAAGUGAGAUUCGUUAAAUACCCAGUCGCAAAUGGAAAUAAAUUAUACAUGAAUGAA